This is a messenger RNA of Musca domestica (house fly), 9544 nucleotides long. RefSeq names its product protein PFC0760c (gene dtr). The transcript is spliced from 10 exons. The record is from RefSeq and is a predicted model, not a curated record. NCBI's taxonomy places the organism in Eukaryota, Metazoa, Arthropoda, Insecta, Diptera, Muscidae. Gene Ontology annotation, molecular function: protein binding. Bases 55 to 9441 code for a protein of 3128 amino acids.
AUUACCAAUUCUAACCUACAUCGUAUCAGAAGCAUAGAAAAGGAAAAACUUAUUAUGCCAACGCAAAAGCAAUCUGAACCCAAAGAGAUUUUGGGUUUGAAUCGCAUAACGAAAAAACGAAUCUUAGAAUUAUGUAAACGCGAUAAGCUAUAUCAAACGCCCAGACUAAAUGAUGUCCUGUAUUUGCAUUAUCAAGGUUUCCAGAACAUUGAAUGUCUUGAAGAUUAUACCGAAUUGAAAUGUCUGUGGCUUGAAUGUAAUGCCAUAUCGGAAAUUCAGGGUUUGGAAAACCAAACCAAAUUGAAAUGCCUCUAUCUGCAAAGCAAUUUAAUAAGGAAAAUUGAAAAUUUGGAAUUUUGCAAAGAGCUGGACACAAUCAAUUUGUCACAAAAUCAAAUAAGGAAAAUUGAAAAUGUCGGCUGUGAUGUCCUGCCCGUGCUGAAUACCUUAAACAUAGCAUCGAAUUACAUUAAAGAUGCCGAGGGAUUGCGAGAUUUGGAGAAUUGUAAAAAUCUUUCAGUUUUGGAUUUGUCAAAUAACCGAAUCGAUGAUAUUUUGGUGGUGAAGGUUUUUGCCAAAAUGCCGGAACUAAAAGUUUUGGUAUUGCAAGGAAAUCCUGUGGUCUCGAAAAUCCCUCAAUAUCGAAAGACUUUAAUAUUGGAAUGUAAAAAACUAACCUAUUUGGACCAACGACCAGUUUUUCCCAAAGAUCGAGCUUGUGCUGAAGCUUGGAAACGUGGCGGCUAUGAGGAGGAACGCAAAGAAAAUGAACGUUGGAAUCGCCAGGAACGUCGCAAGAUGAGAGACAGCGUUAAUGCCACAAUACGCCUGCGUAACAAAUACCGUAAACCUGAAGAUCAUAUGACUCUAUUGGUAUCCUCCGAUUCCGAAGACGAAGCCACACAGCAGAGACGACAACGUCAACAAGAUGUUCUCGAUUCGGGUGUUGAUAUGGAACUUGGAAUAUGGGAUGAAGUAGCUGGAGAUGACGGCCAUGGAGCUGAAGUAUCACCAUCUUCAUCCUCAUCCCAGACGGAUGUUAGUUCUUCAACUUCGGAUUCGAAGGAAAGUCACGAAAAUGCUCCCAGACGGGUUAAUUUGGAAAUCGAAACUGCCGAUGAUAAAUACGAGGUGUUAGACGAAAUGGAAAAGGUUAUGAAAACUAUGGACACUGAAAUCCAAGAGCCUCAACGAAAACCGGGCGAUUCAUCUCUCCUACCCGAAAGUUUCUUCCAAAAAAGCGAAGAAAAGGCUGAGAACAAUUUAAUUGAGACAACUGAAACGGAUGAUGAUGUGAAAGAUAUCCUUAAAAAUGCUCCCAGACGGGUUAAUUUGGAAAUCGAAACUGCCGAUGAUAAAUACGAGGUGUUAGACGAAAUGGACAAGGUUAUGAAAACUAUGGACACUGAAAUCCAAAAGCCUCAACGAAAACCGGACGAUUCAUCUCUCCUACCCGAAAGUUUCUCUCAAAAAAGCGAAGAAAAGGCUGAGAACAAUUUAAUUGAGACAACUGAAACGGAUGAUGAUGUGAAAGAUAUCCUUAAAAAUGCUCCCAGACGGGUUAAUUUGGAAAUCGAAAUUGCCGAUGAUAAAUACGAGGUGUUAGACGAAAUGGACAAGGUUAUGAAAACUAUGGACACUGAAAUCCAAGAGCCUCAACGAAAACCGGACGAUUCAUCUCUCCUACCCGAAAGUUUCUCUCAAAAAAGCGAAGAAAAGGCUUUAAAGGCGGAUAAUGAUGUGAAAGAUAUCCUUAAAAUUAUCGAGUUCCUAAGGGAACAAGAAAUUCUAGAGCAGCUAUUCUCCCAAAGACAAGAAAAUGACAAUUCAAAAAUGGCACCAAAAGAAAAAUGUCCUUCGGUCAUAGUGAAGGAGAAAUCGGAAUUAUCGGGAUUAAAGAACGAAUCGAAUAUCGUCCAACAACAAAAACCAAUUCAAGGCGAAAACCUCGAUCCCUAUGUCGAAGAGCUAAAAAUGGAAAAAUCUCCCACUAAAUUUGAAGAUGAGACCAUCGCCUUGGAAAAAAAUCUGAAAACAGAAGAUAUUCUAUUGAAAAAAAUUGACAUUAAUCCAGUUGAAAUGCAAGAGAAUCUGCCUGAUUCCAAAUUAGAAACUGCGACUACAAAAACCGAAAUCCAGAAAAACAAUCCAAUACAACAUCAAAACCUCGAUUCUCAUGUGGAAGAAUUCAAAAUGGAAAAAAUUGCAUCUAAGUAUGAGAAUGAGAGGUCCUCUUUGGAAGAGUACCCCAAAGAAGAGAAAUUGGAAAAAAUUGACAACAAUCCAGUUAAUCUGCAAGAUGACAACUCUAUAUCCCCGGAUAUGAAUUACGAGGCCAAUGUAUUUGAAGAUGAAAUCGGAGAGGAGUAUUUCUCAAACGAAAUGCACAACAAAAUAGUGGAUAUUGAAAACUUCGAUUCUCAUGUGCAAGAGUGCAAAAUGGAAAAAAUUGCAACUAAAUAUGAGAAUGAGAGGUGCGCAUUGGAUGAAAAUCCCAAACAAGAGGAAUUGGAAACAUUUGACAACAAUCCAGUUAAUCUGCAAGAUGAUGACUCUAUAUCCCCGGACGACUUUGUAUGCCCGGAUAUGAAUUUCGAGGCCAAUGUAAAAGAAGAUAAAAUCGGAAAGGAGUGUUCUUCAAACGAAAUGCACAACAAAAUACUGGAUAUUGAAAAUUUCGAUUCUCAUGAGGAAGAGUGCAAAAUGGAAAAAAUUGCAACUGAAUAUGAGAAUGAGAGGUCCUCUUUCGAUGAAAAUCCCAAAGAAGAGGAAUUGGAAAAAAUUGACAACAAUCCGGUUAAUCUGCAAAAUGAUGACUUUAUAUCCCCGGAUAACACUAUAUCCCCGGAUAUGAAUUUCGAGGCCAAUGUAGAAGAAGAUAAAAUCGGAGAGGAGUGUUCUUCAAACGGAAUGCACAACAAAAUAGUGGUUAUUGAAAAUUUCGAUUCACAUGUGGAAGAGUGGAAAAUGGAAAAAAUUGCAACUAAAUAUGAGGAUGAGAGGUCCUCUUUGGAUGAAAAUCUCAAGGAAGAGGAAUUGGAAAAAAUUGACAAAAAUCCAGUUAAUCUGCAAGAUGGCGACUUUAUAUCCUCGGACGACUUUAUAUCCCCGGAUAUGAAUUUUGGGGCCAAUGUAAAUGAAGAUAACAUCGGAAAGGAGUGUUUCUUAAACGAAAUGCAGAACAAAAUAGUGAAUAUUGCAAACCUCGAUUCUCAUGCGGAAGAGUGCAAAAUGGAAAAAGUUGCAACUAAACAUGAGGAUGAGAGCACCGCUUUGGAUGAAAAUCCCAAGGAAGAUGAAUUGGAAACAUUUGAUAACAAUCCAGUUAACCCGGAAGAGAGUCCGACCAAUUUCAAAUUGGAAACUGCAACUGCAAUCCCUUCACAAAACUUGUUGCGGGAUAACAAUUUUGAAUACAAACCCCUGGACAUGGCAUCCUUGACAAGAGCUUCCAAUAAAGCCAUGGACUCGCUGGAAAGAGAAACAAAAGAGCUCAUUGCUCUUUUACAAAAUCUAGAAGAGGAAAAUGAAGAGAAAUUCAAAGAGAUUGAAUUUCAAGAGAAAGAAAUCACUGAAAAUGUGGAUGAGAAGUCUUAUGAAGACAAUGUCAUUAUGGGAGAAAAUUCAGAAGAACAACAAGGAAAGGAAAUCUCUUAUCAGUCCGAAACGGAGUCCAAAGAGAUCAAAAGAGAUAACAAAUGCCAAAAAUUGAAUCCUGCAGAGACAACGAGUGAUAUCGGAUCGGAGGGAAUUAAACUGGGAAAUAAUGAAGAACAAUUCGACGAAAUUGAUAUCAAACAAACAGUUCUCAAUAUAAUUUAUGCUGCUACAUCUAGCGAAUGCAGCAACAUCCAGAGCGAGGACAGGAAAUUCAGUUGCUAUGAGAUAGAAAAAAUGGAAGCGCUGACAGAAGACCCGGAUGACGUUGAUAUAUCUCAGGAAAUGGAUUUCGACGACAAUAGACAAGAAAUGAAAGUCAAAGAGAAUGCAUCUCAAAUCGGCGGGGAAGGUUGCGCAAACGAAAAUCAUAAUAAUACGGAGGACAUGAAAAGAAAGUUGAACAAUAAAUCGGGGUAUGAUGUAUCCAGAGAUAUUGGAGAGGGUGCAACUUCAACUAAAGAGAACAAUGAUGAGGGCAUUUUGGCACGGGACAUAUUGGAGAAUAUUAUUGUGGAAGAAAUGGAGAACAAUAAUAAAGAAAAUGGAGAGAACCAUGCCGACUGUAUGUCCCAGGAAAUUCAUUUCGAGGCCAUUGUAAAAGAAGAUAAAAUUGAAGAGGAAGGUUCUUUAAACGAAAUUCACAACAAAAUAAAGGAUAUGAAAGAAAAGUUGAACGAUGAACUUGGUUGUGAUGCACCCAGGGAGAUCACUGGAUACAUGAGGGAUAUUGGAGAGGAGGCCUAUAGUGAGAGUGCAACUUCAAUUAAAGAGAACGAUGAUGGGAGAAUAUUGGAACGGGACAUAUUGGAGAACAUUUUUGUGGAAGGAAAUGAGAACAAUAAUAAAGAUAAUGGGGAGAACCAUGACGACUUUAUAUCCCAGGAAAUGAAUUUCGAGGUCAAUGUAAAAGAGGAUAAAAUCGGAGAGGAUAAGAAUUUUGACGAAGAUAAAAUCGAAGAGGAAGGUUGUGCAAAUGAAAUGAAUAACAAAAUGACGGAUAUGGAAAGUAAGCUGAACAUUGAACCUGAAUAUGAUGUGCCCAGAGAGACCAAUGAAAACACGAGAGAUGAUAAAGAUGAGGUCCAUGGUGAGAUUGCAAGUUCAACAAAAGAUAACGGUGUUCGAUCUAAUGAGAGCAUAUUGGAACAGGAUAUAUUGGAGAGGAAGAAUGCCGGAGAAAUUGAGAACAACGAUAAAAUGUUGAAAAUUAGAGGAGAUGACGAUUCUUUAACAGUAAAAAACAAUGGAGAGAAUCAUGACUACUUUAUAUCUCAGCAAAUGAAUUUCGAGGCCAAUGUAAAAGAAGAUAAAAUCGGAGAGGAAGGUUCUUCAAAUGAAAUUCACAAAAAAAUAAAGGACAUGGAAAGAAAGUUAAACAAUGAACUGGAUUAUGAUGUGCUCAGAGAGACUAAUGAAGACAUGAGCGAUAACGAAGAGAAUAUCCAUAACGAGAGUGCAUGUUCAACAGAAGAAAACGAUGAUGAAUGCAUAUUGCAACGGAAUAUAUUGGUGAAUAAGAAUGUGGAAGAAAGUGAGAACAAUAAUAAAAUGCUGAAAAUUAGAGGGGAUGACGAUUCUUUAGCAGUCAAAGAUAAUGGGGAAAACCAUGAUGAUUUUAUAUCCGAGGAUAUGCAUUUUGACGGAGAGACCCAUGAACAUAUCUCCAAUAGUGUACAAUUUGUAGAGGAAAUAUUGGAGGAAUCCCUUGAGGAGCUAUUUAACGAAAACCUGUACACGACGAUAGAGAAGGAUGGCAUUGAGAUCGAUGAAAAUACAGAGGAGAAUGUAUUCGACGAGAAUAUGUAUGAGUCUGAAGCAAUUGAAUUUGAAACUGAAAAAGAUCUAUGGAGUGAAGAUAUCUUUACGGAAUCGGAUAUGUUAAUUAAUUGCUCUGAUUAUGACAUGUCACCAGAGAGCGAAUAUUAUGAAGUUGAAAACUAUCAAGAGACGUAUAAUUCGAGAUAUUCAUAUAGAGAGCAGACGCAAUUAAGUGACAUAGAAGAAGAGUCCGAAAUCGAUGAAGACAGUGAAAUUGAGGACAUUUCGUUAAUACGAUCGGAAAUAUAUGAAUCAUCUAGGUCUUCAAAUCGAAAUUCAAACUCAAUUGCACAUGAUGAUACUGAAGAGGAGAGAAUUGAGGAAGGAGAGCAAGAGAAAGAGAAUAACAAUGAAUUAGCUCUGGUUGAAGCAUUUACAAAGAGAGCUAUUAAUGAGCCAAUAAUUAAUGAGCCAAUUGAAGAUGCUGAAGAGGAGGAAGUUGUGGGAGAUGAAAAGCCCACAUAUUUGAAUGAGAAUGUGUUGCAGAGAGAAGACAAUAGCAAUGAAUUAGCUGUCGUUGAAAAAAAUACUACGAGAGAAAAUAAUGAAGAUCGUGUUUGCGAGAAUAAUUUCAAAGAUGAGCUAAUUGAAGAUGCUGAAGUGCAGAAAAUUGCGGAAGAAGAAAAGCCCACUCAUUCAAAUGAGAAAAUUUGCCAGAGAGAAGAAAAUAGCAACGAAUUAGCUCUCGUUGAAUCAAUUACAAUGGAAGAAAUUAUUGGUAAUUGCUUCUGCGAAAGUAAUUUCACAGAUGAGCUAAUUGAAGAUGCUGAAGAGGAGGAAGUUGUGGGAGAAGAAAAGCCCACUCAUUCAAAUGAGCAAAUAUGGCAGAGAGAAGAGAAUAGCAAUGAAUUAGCUCUCGUCGAAACAAUUACAAAGAUGGAAAAUAAUUGUAAUAGUUUUUGCGAGAGUAAUUUCAAAGAUGAGCUAAUUGAAGAUGCUGAAGUGCAGAAAAUUGCGGAAGAAGAAAAGCCCACUCAUUCAAAUGAGAAAAUUUGUCAGAGAGAAGAAAAUAGCAACGAAUUAGCUCUCGUUGAAUCAAUUACAAUGGAAGAAAUUGUUGGUAAUUGCUUCUGCGAAAGUAAUUUCACAGAUGAGCUAAUUGAAGAUGCUGAAGAGGAGGAAGUUGUGGGAGAAGAAAAGCCCACUCAUUCAAAUGAGCAAAUAUGGCACAGAGAAGAGAAUACCAAUGAAUUAGCUCUCGUCGAAACAAUUACACAGCGAGAAAUUAAUGAUAAUAGCUUCUGCGAGAGUAAUUUCAAAGAUGAGCCAGUUCAAGGUGUUGCAGAGGAGAAAGUUGUGAGAGAAGAAAAGCCCAUUUAUUUGAAUGAGAACAUGUGGCAGAGAGAAGAGAAUAGCAAUGAAUUAGCUCUCGUUGAAACAAUUACACAGGGAGAAAUUAAUGGUAAUAGCUUCUGCGAGAGUAAUUUCAAAGAUGAGCUAAUUGAAGAUGCUGAAGUGGAGAAAAUUGUGGGAGAAGAAAAGCCCACUCAUUCAAAUGAGCAAUUAUGGCAGAUGGAAGAGAAUAGCAAUGAAUUAGCUCUCGUUGAAACAAUUAUAAAAAGGGGAAAUAAUUGUAAUAGUUUUUGCGAGAGUAAUUUCAAAGAUGAGCUAUUUGAAGAUGCUGAAGUGGAAAAAAUUGUGGGCGGAAAAAACCUCACUCAUUCAAAUGAGCAAAUAUCGCAGAGAGAAGAGAAUAGCAAAGAAUUAGCUCUCGGUGAAACAAUUACAAAGAGGGGAAAUAAUUGUAAUAGUUUUUGCGAGAGUAAUUUCAAAGGUUGUGAGCUAAUGGAAAAUGCUGAAGAGGAGGAAAUUGUGAGCGGAGAAAACAUCACUAACUCAAAUGAGAAAAUGUGUCAUAGAGAAGAGAAUAACAAUGAAUUAGCUGUCGUUGAAACAUUGGCAAAGAGUGAAAAUAAUGGCGAUAGCCUUUGCGAAAGUAAUUUCAAAGAUGAGCUAACUGAAGAAGUUGAAGAGGAAAUAGUUGUGGGCGGAGAAAACCUCAUUCAUUCAAAUGAGCAAAUGUCGCAGAGGGAAGAGAAUAGCAAUGAAUUAGCUCUCGUUGAAACAAUUACGAAAAGGGAAAAUAAUUGUAAUAGUUUUUGCGAGAGUAAUUUCAAAGAUGAGCUAAUUGAAGAUGUUAAAGAGGAAAAAAAUGUGGGCGGAGAAAACCUCACUCGUUCAAAUAAGAAAAUGUGUCGCAGAGAAGAAGAAAUCAAUAAAUUAGCUCUCGUUGAAACAAUUGCAAAGGGAGAAUCUAAUGGCGAUAGCUUUUGCGAAAAUAAUUUCAAAGAAGAACCGAUUGAUGAACGCGUUACUGGUGGGGAAGAAAUAAAUGAACUAUCCAAGCUUGCUAAAAGUGAGAGAGAACUUCCCAAAGCCCUUAGCCUCAUGAAAAAUCCCACAAAUUAUUUACAAGCCGAAAAUCAUGUGGAAAACAAAAAAGUAUCAAAGAAAGUAUAUCAUGUCCCACAAAUUCCAGCUAUCGAUGCUAAUGCCGAUGAGCCAAAGAAGAAUCCCCUGGAGAUGACAAAAACAAAACAUCUACCCCUAACAAAGACCAUCCAUGAUGUCCUGGAUUCUCUGGCAGAUCUUUUCAAAGGGAUUCCCAAGAAGAAGCGACAAAAAGUUCAUGUUUCUGAAAGCGAUAAGAGUGCAUGUCUAAAGAAAUUAGCUGGCCAACCCCAGCUGAAAAUGUUCAAUCAAGAUACCCAUGAAAGUCUGGAUAAACAACUCAAUGAAUUUAAAGAACAACAAAAAAUUGAAAUUCAGCAAAUGGUCAAUAGAGUCUAUGCCCAGAGAGAACGUUAUGAUGAUAGCAUAGAAUUGAUAGAUGACAAGUUGAUGAUUGUCCACAAGGACACGGGAGAAUUGAGAGAGCUAGAAAAGCCUAAGCAUAUUGCAUACUCAGAUAGUGAUAAUAAUGAUUAUGAUACUGCCGAUGAGGGAGCUUGUUGUAGUAAGCCCAGGAAGGCACUUGAUGGAGAACAGAGUGACGUCGUUAAGCAACAAAAUUCCUGGAAAUCAAUUGAAAGUGAUGCUGAUGGAGAUGAGAUUGUUACUACCGAGAAGGCGACAGAUGGUAGUAGAGAUGGAAAAAUAUUUAAUUUUAUGGAGAACACCCCCUCCAAGGCCCCCUCCAUUGCCGCCAUGAACUACAAAAAUCCCUGGUACUCCAUUGAGAGUGGAACAGAUGAUGAGGAACAAUUUCAUUCCCUGCCACCUUCAUCGAAAUCGCUGAAUAUUUUCGAUAAUAUUCAUCGCGACUUUUUCGAUAAACUUUCAUUGGAUCAUUUAAAUUUUACACCACAAGAUGAGGAUCAAAUUGUACAGUGCUCUCGCAGCUAUACUGAGCUGAGGAAUCUCUUAAUUCAGCUGCCGGCUGAGGAAGUUUUUACGCAGGAAGAGCGUACGCUGUUGGAGAGCAUUAAAAUUGGCAGCAGCAAGACAGAGGACUUCCCAAACUUGUCUCAAACAGAAAAACAUGUACAAAUUUGUCAAUAUACCGAAAAUAAUUCUAAAGAGGUACCUGUUGAGAAUACUUGUGAAAAAGAGCAACAUAAAGAGAGCAUUGCAUCAGAACACUGGUACAUCGGUGAAGAGAACAACGAGAAAAAAGAUAAUCCCUAUUACAAAGUUCUCUCGAAUGGUGUCAACGUUAUCUUUGAUGCACAGAGAGCCGAUGUCAAAACUCAAACCCAGGACCAAGAAAUUCAAACUGAAAUUACACUUGGAACUAAUUCUGAUUUUGAACAUAAGAAUACUGAAUUCAAACACCAAGUUGAAUCUUUUCAAUCACAAAGAAACUCAUCCCUGGAUUAUUCGAAAAAUGUACCCUUAAAACCAGAUGAGAAUAUAGAAAAUUACAAUUCAGAUAUUUUGGAAUGUAAUUUGGAAAUAUUGGAUUGUAACGAUGGUAUCGUCGAUAAUAUAAUGGUCAAUGCUGAAAUACAUUAUGAAUAUUGAAAUACCAAAUUGAACCGAAGAGGAGAUCAGCCUUAAUUUUUACAAAAUCACAAUUAUUUGUUAUAGUUUUAAAUAAUGAAUUCAAAAUAAAUAUUAAAACAAA